Molecule: messenger RNA, 13558 nt
Organism: Phyllopteryx taeniolatus (common seadragon)
Lineage: Eukaryota; Metazoa; Chordata; Actinopteri; Syngnathiformes; Syngnathidae
Gene: dcc
Product: DCC netrin 1 receptor
Exons: 29
Coding region: 423-5042 (1539 amino acids)
Biological process (GO): cell-cell adhesion
Cellular component (GO): membrane
Molecular function (GO): protein binding
Source: RefSeq, a predicted model, not a curated record
CAGACGGAGCAGACCUCCGGGAAGGCACAGUGGAUUUGAACCCUCUUUCCACCGCACCCAAUUGGGAACCCACCGCGUCGAGCAGGAGUGAUGGAGACUCUGCCGUCAUAGUUUCUGGAAGUUAUUUUCUUCUUCAAUAGAGGGGAAAAUACUUAUCUGCACAUCAGUUUGGGAUUCUUAAUUUCCUUUUUUGGGGAGCCCUACCCAAGCGGCGUGGCUUAAUUUUUGAGGAGAGGUGAGGUUCUUUUUCAUCUCUCUUUCGCUCUCCUCUUCAGCCGCCUUAUUCUACACCCUGUGCUCCCUUUGCACAUUUUUAUGGUAAAGUGGCAAUUAGAUCCCGUUGAGGAUUUUAAAGAUUGCGGAAUUUUAGGUUGGGCGUCCCUGCUAUUCAUUCGGGCUUUUCAGGACUGGAUCAGGACACCAUGGAACUGGUUUUGCUUGGAUGUUAUGGAGAUGUUUGCGAGGUGCCGGUGCUGAGGAGGAAAGGAGGACUCAACCUGCUGUUGCUCUGCUGUCUGCUGGCCGUUCCCAACUCUGCGCACGCCUCAGAGGCUCCUUCAUCAUCGUCCUCCUCAAUUAGUCCUGGAGGUUUCGUAGACUUCACAUUCACUAAGGAGCCUCAAGACACGGUGACAGUGCGAGGUGGCGUGCUACAGCUCGACUGCCAGGCACGCUCAGAAAUGGCGUCCGGAACGCCCACCGUCACAUGGCGGAAGGACGGUGUGCUACUCAGCGCUCUGGUGGAUGAACGGCGGCAGGAGCUGGCCAACGGAUCGCUGCUGGUUCAGAAUAUCAUGCACUCGCGACACCACCGCCCUGACGAAGGGGAAUACCAGUGCCUCUCCACACUCGAAGGACUCGGAAGUAUUGUAAGCCGGACUGCAAGAGUCACCGUGGCAGGUCCGCUAAGGGUAGUUGUCCCCACAGAGUCGGUCUCGUCGUACCUCGGCGACACAGCGCUGCUGCGUUGCGAGGUCUCGGGAGAACCGGCGCCUAUCAUCCGCUGGCAGAAAAACCGAGACGAUCUGCCGAUGACAUUUGACCCCUCUUCCCGCCUGGCGGUGCUGCCGUCCGGUUCUCUGCAGGUCAGCCGUGUCCAGCCUCCGGACUCAGCCACGUAUCGCUGUCUGGCCGACAACCCUGGCAGCACGAGGACGGGAACAGAUGCUGAGCUGCGGGUGCUCCCGGAGCCCGGUGUCAACCGAAACCUGCAGUUUCUCCAGCGUCCUUUGAGAGUAACUGCUCUGCUGGGAACCGAUGCCGUGCUCGAAUGUUCCGCCUCCGGAUACCCCACUCCGAGCAUUCGGUGGCGCAGAGGAGAAGAAGUCAUCCAAACCUGGAAUAAGAAGUAUUCUCUCUUGGCUGACAGCAAUCUGAUCAUCAGGAGUGUCACUGAUGACGACUCUGGCAGUUUUACCUGUACUGCUACUAACAAGAACCACAACAUCACUGCGAGUGCAGAACUGAGUGUGCUGGUUCCACCUCAAUUCCUCAACUAUCCAAGCAACACUUACGCCUAUGAAUCCACUGACAUUGAGCUGGAGUGCGCGGUGACAGGAAACCCACCGCCGACCAUACGCUGGAUGAAGAACGGAGAGGAGGUUAUCCCCAGUGACUAUUUCCAAAUAGUGGAUGGCAGUAACCUGCAGAUUCUCGGUUUGGUCAAGUCAGACGAAGGAUUUUAUCAGUGCAUUGCUGAGAAUAUCGCCGGCAGCUCACAGGCCAUGGCUCAACUGUUGCUCCGAGAGCCAGAAGCCACACCCACUCAGUCUAGACCUGUCCACACACCUCCUCUUCCCCGUCCACCUCCUGCUCCUUCUGGCACCCCUCUGACUUACUCCUCCUCCUCUGAUCCCCCACCAGUGUCCCCCAGCCCAGGCGUUGCCCUCCCCUCUGCCCCCCGCGACCUGGUCCCUGUCCUAGUGUCAAGCCGAUUUGUCCGACUCAGCUGGCGCCCUCCAGAAGAGACUGGAGGAUCUAUACAGACUUACGGCGUUUAUUACUCCAAAGAUGGCUUUGAAAGGGAGCGGUCAGUCAAUGUGUCAGAGCCUGAGUCUUUGGAGCUGAUGGUCUCUAAUCUGAAGCCAGAGGAGGGUUACAGCUUCCGAGUCGUUGCUUACAAUGAUGUCGGACCAGGAGAAAGCUCCGGCCCCUUGAGGAUCACCACCAAACAAGACCUCCAGGUCCCCGGCAAGAUCGAGUCACUACGUGCUGAAGCUCUGUCACCAACCUCCAUCCAGAUAAACUGGGAGACUCCCAGCGCUCCAAACGGACCAAUCACGGGCUACCGAGUGCUCUGGACCGAGAGCCUCUCAAGCAAGGAACAGAGUGUCGAUGUCAAUGGAUUAAACUACAAGAUGGAGGGACUCAAUAAAUUCACACAGUACACAGUUCGCGUUUUGGCUAUCAACCGCUUUGGACCCGGCGCGGCCUUGGACAACAUCAUUGUCACCACGCGAUCAGAUGUACCCGGUGCUCCUCCCCAGAACAUCACCUUAGAGGUUGUGCUUUCCAGGAGCAUAAAGGUGUCAUGGCAGCCUCCUCCACGCAGUGCUCAGAACGGCAUCGUCAGUGCUUACAAGAUCAAAUACAGGAAGACCGGUCGUCGUGGGGACCAGGAGGCCAUUGAGCCAAACAACCUCUGGUAUCUUUUCACAGGUCUUGAGAAGGGCAGUCAGUACAGUUUCCAGGUUGCAGCCAUGACCACGAAUGGAACAGGUCCACCCAGUGAGUGGUAUACCGCUGAGACACCCGAGAAUGAUUUGGAUGAGAGUCAGGUCCCAGACCAGCCCAGCUCUCUCCACGUGAGGCCGCUCCCCAACAGCAUCAUCAUGUCAUGGACGCCUCCCCUCAGCCCCAGCAUCCUGGUUCGCGGUUACAUCAUCGGCUAUGGAGUAGGAAGUCCCUAUGCAGAGACAGUUCGAGUGGACAGCAAGCAGAGAUACUUCUCCAUCGAAAACUUAGAGCCAAGCUCACACUAUGUGAUUUCCCUGAAGGCCUUCAAUAACGCUGGAGAAGGAGUUCCUCUGUAUGAGAGUGCUGUGACUCGAUCUCUGACAGACCCCAUUGACCCAUCUGAGGAUGACCUUUUCCAUCUCUUUGAUAAAUACCCCACUCCCAUGUCAGACACCAGCACACCCAUGAUACCCCCCGUUGGGGUCCAAGCUGUGGCUCUCUCCUCGGACUCAGUCCGUGUUUCAUGGGCUGACAAUUCCAUGACCAAGAACCAGAAGUCAUCCGAGGUCCGCUACUACUCAGUCAAGUGGAAGACCAGCUACUCCACCAGCGGCAAGUACAAGUCUGCAGACACCACCGCCCUCAGCCAUACCGUCACUGGCCUCAAAGCAAACACGAUGUACGAGUUUGCUGUGAUGGUAACCAAAGGUCGAAAAUCCAGUACUUGGAGUAUGACAGCGCAUGCUACCACCUAUGAAGCAGCUCCUAGCUCCGCUCCCAAAGACUUGACAGUGAUCAGUCGGGAGGGACGGCCCCGAGCCAUUUUAAUCAGCUGGCAACCACCGAUGGAGGCAAAUGGGCGGAUCACAGGUUAUAUCCUGUACUAUACCCUGGACAAAAACAUGCCAAUAGACGACUGGGUAAUGGAAACGAUCAGCGGCGACCGGCUGACUCAUCAGGUUGUUGAUCUAAACCUUGACACGGUGUACUACUUCCGGAUCCAGGCUAAGAACGCCAAAGGAGUUGGUCCAUUAUCUGAACCUGUCCACUUUAGGACAGCCAAAGUGGAACAUCCAGACAAGAUGGCCAAUGAUCAAGGUCGAGGAGGAGACCACGCCUACUGGCCAUCCGAUAGCAACCUGAUUGACAGCAGCAGCAUAAACGAGUCUCCCAUUGGUCAAAUGCAUCCACCACAUGGCAGUGCUACCCCACAAAAUAAUAGUAACCUUUUGGUCAUUAUCGUGGUAUCUGUGGGAGCCAUCACUGUGGUUGUCGUGGUCAUCGUGGCACUCAUCUGUACACGACGCUCCUCCGCCCAACAGCGCAAGAAAAGAGCAAGCCACAGUGCCAAUAAGAGGAAGGGCAGCCAGAAGGAUCUACGACCUCCUGACCUCUGGAUCCAUCAUGAGGAGAUGGAGAUGAAGAACAUUGAGAAAGUGCCCAGUGUGGCCCCAUCUGGACACGAUUCUCCCAUCCAGUCAUGCCAGGACCUUCCCCAGGUUGUCCACAGCCAGUCCGAGAGCCAAAUGGGCAGCAAGAGUAGCCACUCAGGAGCUGAUGGUGAUGAAGCGUCAAGUUGUAUUUCUACUCUCGAAAGAUCAUUGGCUGCCAGGAGAGGAACGCGAGGCAAAAUGAUGAUUCCUAUGGAUUCACAACCAAGCAACGCACCGGUGGUCAGCGCCAUUCCAGUGCCAUCGCUUGAUUCCGCUCAGUAUCCUGGCAUACUUCCUUCCCCUUCAUGCAGCUUCACCCACAACAAAUUCAGCUUGAGACCGAUGCCUUUCUCUAGCCUGACUGUGGACAGAGGAUACACGCCAGUCAUAUCCACAGAUGCGUCCACCAAUCCUCUUCUGCAGCAGCAGUCUCCACCAAAACAGCCUCCUCCCCUGCUCCCUGGCUCCUCUGUGCCCACUGGAGAACAUGCUCCAGGCAUUGGCCCGGUUCCUGGGGCCCCUGCUGCGUCUACCGCUGUCGCAUCAGAGGAAUCCCAGCCAGGUGCAAGUCGGACCAUACCAACUGCAUGUGUGCGACCGACUCACCCACUGAGAAGCUUCACCAAUCCACUGUUGCCACCCCCAAUGAGCACCAUUGACCCCAAGGUGUACACCUCCAUGCUGCCACAAUCCACCGCGAGUCUCCCAAAGCCUCAGGUGAAGACGGCUUCUCUGGGUCAGGCUGGUAAGGCUCGAUCCCCUCUGCUUCCCGUCUCAGUUCCGACAGCGCCCGACAUACCGGAGGAAGGAGGAACAAAACCCACAGAGGAUUCUGCUGCCAACGUGUAUGAGCAGGACGACCUUUCAGAGCAGAUGGCUAGUUUAGAAGGGCUGAUGAAGCAGCUCAACGCCAUUACUGGCUCUGCUUUCUAAACCCGUCCUCCUAAGCCCUCAGCCCCAGAGCAGAAACCCGUCUUCGGUCUUUGAUGUCACUGGCAGUGUGUUCACAAACAGCUGCACGAUCUGAGUUUGAAGAUGCCACUGGGGGACUCAGACCUGCGUUUGUACUGGAUGAAACCACAUCACACAUCGUCAACUCCAGGAACAAGACAAUGGGGGAGGGGCUUCCUGAAUGGGUUCAAACUCCUCUGGAAACUAAAAAACUAGGAAAACCCAAUGCCUACCACCUUGACUUAAUGAAACAGGGGGAAAGGAUUUUCGCAGAAAACAAGACACAAUUGAAAGAUCUUUACUCUUUCUGCGGUAUUCAUUAGCUCCUCAUUAUUCUCCUCCGCUGAGUUUCCUGGAACUCAGUUACUGUGACUGUACCUCAAUUACUUUUCAUGAUUGCCGCCGGGAGCAUUUUUGUAUUUAUUUUUUUUACUAUUUCAAACACACACCGCAUUUACACAAUGUGAAUAUGGUUUGCCACACAGAACAUUCAGUGUGAAAUAGACAUUCUCUUUCACCCAAACUUUCUGCUUUUCGGGCUUUUUAGUUUUCCUGUUGGAAGUCCUCUGACAUUCUUGGGCUGUUUUCCUUCAGUCUUGGUUUCAUCUGACCAAACCAAGAGGCAGGCUCAUGGCAGCCUUCCUUUCCACAUUCAAGGCUGGUAUUUUCACUGACAGUUUUGUACUGGCCGUUGCUGAAACACAGUAAAACCCAUUUGCGAUGGAAGAAAUUGUACAAAAGUGGUUCUGAAUGGUAUGUGGUGAUUGGGCCUAAGGUUUAUUCCAAACAAUAGAGAUGAGUGUGAAUAUUAGAGCUGUUUAUUUUUUUACUUUUUACUUGUUUUUCAGUACAUAUUCAGUGGGUAUGUUCUUAAUGAAUUCCUAUUUCUUUUGAAAUGCAUUAGCAAACAUUGUACCCCGUUCAGUCUUGAGUGCCCACAUGGUCACAGCUUCAAUUUUAGUUUACCUCAGAGGGGGCCAGCUUUUGAUAGAAAAUAAGAAAUAUGAGUAGAAACACGAAAUAAUGCACAGUUUCUGUUCUGUUUGACACAGUUCAACAGCAUAUUAGCCAUGAAGCAGCAUGAGAACGAAUAGUACAAAGAAGCUAAUAAGGACAAUUGUUGGUGCCAUUUUUAAUUUGAAUGCAAGCGUUGUAAUGACACUUGGAGUAUUUUGGUUUCAGUGUGACCUUUAAUACAUAAGGUCAGCCAGGAAAGGAGAGCAGAGCCCAUCAGCCUUUAUGUCCUUUAAACUGCUUUGUAUUGACAGCAGGAAAGGAAAUGUGUCCAAUUAAAGGGGUCAUUACCAGAGCCUGGCUUUUUGUUCAGUGUUGCCACAGGGAAGAUUCAUUUGGGAACUUCUGCAAGAAAAGCAUUGGGAGCGAAUUUUUGCAGCAAUCGUUAAAAUUCUGCUAUUUUUCAAAACAUCAAAUCAUCUUUGAGGGUUACAUUUUUGGGGGGAGCUCGUGUGUGUGAUUGAGGCCUUUGGGAAGAAGGAUAUUCUUUUCAUUGUGUGCAGAUCUUCAGGAAGAAAAAAAAAAAGCUCUUUCAACUUAAAGUCAUACAACCCCAAUUCCAAUAAAGUUUGGACGUUGUGUUAAACAUAAAUUAAAACAGAACACAAUGAUUUGUAAAUCAUUUUCGACCUAUAUUGAAUUGAAUACACUACAAAGACAAGAUAUUUCAUGUUCAAACUGAUCAACUUGAUUGUUUUUAGCAAAUAAUCAUGAACUUAAAAUUUGAUGGCUGCAACACAUUCCAAAAAAGCUGGGACAGGCUCAUGUUGACCACUGUGUUACAUCACCUUUUCACAUUCAAUAAAUGUUUGGGAACUGAGGACACUAAUUGUUGAAUCUCUGUAGGUGGAAUUAUUUCCCAUGCAUGCUUGAUGUACAGCUUCAGCUGUUCGACAGUCUGGCGUCUCCGUUGUCGUAUUUUACGCUUCAUAAUGCGCCACCCAUUUGCAAUGGGAGACCAGAGUCCAGUACCCGCACUCUUUUACUACGAAGCCACGCUGUUCAAACACGUGCAUAAUGUGGCUUGGCAUUGUCUUGCUGCAAUAAGCAGGGGCGUCCGUGAAAAAGACAUCGCUUGGAUGGCAGCAUAUGUUUCUCCAAAACCUGUAUGUACCUUUCAGCAUUAAUGGUGCCUUCACAGAUGUGUAAGUUACCCAUGCCAUUGGCACUAACACAGCCCCAUACCAUCACAGAUGCUGGCUUUUGAACUUUGCGUCCAAAUGGUUCUUUUCCUCUUUAACACGACAUCCACAAUUUCCAAAAACAAUUUGAAAUGUGGACCACGGAACACUUUUCCACUUUGCAUCAGUCCAUCUUAGAUGAGCUCGGGCCCAGAGAAGCCGGCGGCGUUUCUGGGUGUUGUUGAUAAAUGGCUUUUGCUUUGCAUAGUAGAGUUUCAAGUUGCACUUACGGAUGUAGCACCGAACUGUAUUUACUGACAUUGGUUUUCUGAAGUGUUCCUGAGGCCAUGUGGUGAUAUCCUUUUGAUGAUAUUAUGGACUGUAGAUGAUGAAAUCCCUAAAUUCCUUGCAAUUGUACGUUGAGGAACAUUGACCUUAAACUGUUGGACUAUUUUCUCACACAGUUGUUCACAAAGAGGUGAACCUCGCCCCAUCUUUGCUUGUGAAUGAAUUCAGGGAAGCUCCUUUUCUACCCAAUCAUGGCGCCCACCUGUUCCCAAUGAGCCUGUUCACCUGUGGGAUGUUCCAACCAGGUGUUUGAUGAGCAUUCUUCAACUUUCUCCGUCUUUUUUGCCACCUGUCCCAGCUUUUUUGGAACGUGUUGCAGCCAUAAAAUUCUCAGUUAAUGAUUAUUUGCUAAAAACAAUCAAGUUUAUCUGUUUGAACAUGACUUGUCUUUGUAGUGUAUUCAAUGAAAUAUAGGUUGAACAUGAGUUGCAAAUCAUUGUAUUCAGUUUUUAUUUAUGUUUAACACAACGUCCCAACUUCAUUGGAAUUGGGCUUGUACAUUAAUCAAGUGAGGUGAAGAAAACAAGCCAUCAGUAUGCUCCAUAUUUGACUGUGUCACCCUAUUCUCCAUAUUGUAAUUUACAGACUUUUAUCUCAGCGUGAUGAAAACGGAGAAUCCUGCGGGAGACUGAGCGCGCUCAGGCAGAGGCGCCGCCUGCAUUGAUAUUCCGAGGCGGCUCGCAUGUGUGAGCAAGCCACAGAGGAACGAGACGGCGAAUUCAAUAUAAAGACGUUGCGAACAUUAUGACUCAAGCUCACGCUCGCUGGGCCAUAACAGCGGCAGGGAAAGGUCCAAGGGACAGAGGCGAUAGAAAGGUAACAUCUCUGCAGAAUGGAUGCAGGGAUGAAAGGUUAGAGAGGGCAGGCACGCUGGCAGUGUGGGGAUCAAACUCAUCAACCUGCUCGGGGAGAUGAAUCCACUGUGAGCUAGCUAAGCGCUUACAUUCUCCUCCGAGCCGUCCUCCUCCUCUACAGUCUGACAGCUUGGCAGCAUUACGGGAAAAUAGCAUUUUAACAAUAAAAACAAUUAUAGGGAUGUUAAACAAAGAUACGUCUCCUCGUUUAGGUCUGAGAAAGGUUCGGGUAGAUUUCUGAUUUCAUUAUUUGGUUACAAUUCAGUUGUUAAAUUUCGUGUCAGAUGGCAUCCGGUGUUCAUUGCUGAAAAAAUCAGCGUGCCGAGUGCUUGCUUGCAAAAUUUUGUCACCAGGUUAUAAACCUUUGGACAUUGCCACCAAAUAUGUAAUGUUCUGUAUACAUACAUAUCCACGGUUGUCGUACACAAUAUGUGAUUACAUAAAAUAGAAAUGUCGGUUCAACAAUUUUUGUGAGAAAAGACAAACUACUGUAAAUUUAAAUAUAUUGUUUCAGAUUAUAUGCCAGCGUAAACGUAUGCCAGAUUGCGGUGCGGCUGUACGUUCGUAAAACCUCACUCCUCGGACCUGCCCACGAAGCUAGUGGGCCGGGCAAAUAGCUCAGCGGUCGGUACGCUCAACUUGGUGGCGGCCUGGGUUCGAGCCCGGGUGUGGCCGGAUGGCGCGGGAUCUCCACUCUUACGCCGGCAAAUAGGUCCCAACACAAGCGCGUCCGGUAGCCAUUGUUGGUCAUAUGAUCUCCUCCGAAAUUAGGUAGACAAUCUUAGUGCUUGUUAAAUCCAGAAGCCAACAACAUGACAUUAUUCACCCACUAACAAACGUUGCCAGAAUGCUGUGGUUCGCAAACGUGUGCGCCUCCUCCAAAAAAAUACUUGUUCAAGUAUUUUGUUCAAAAAUUUCAAAAAUAUUAAAUGCAAAUGUAUUGUCCUUAAAGGUUAACUACAAAUGAGGUGGACUGUUCUGGAUUUGAUUCUUUUUUUUAAAAUAAAGCCACUGUAACAAUAUGCACAGUUUUCAAGAUGAUUGAUUCUCUUGCGUACAACUAGAGGGAGCCUGCGUCCCAUUGGUGGUACGCGUACCACACUUUGAGAACCACAGCGGCACAGUCCAUGCCUUGCUUCAUCAACAAAGAAAGCUAUGGGACGUGCCCGUUCCCUCUUUCUGCUAUUAUUUGACAAGAUGCUCAGACAUACAGUGUUCAAGCUCUGAUAACAAUGCAGCAAAAGCAGCCGGCUUUUUUGUACAUCGGAUUGAUUUUCAUUUUUUGGCGCUGGACCAGUGGAACCCCCGAGAUUGUAGUCUUUUUACGACACCGAUGUCUUAAAUUGAUGUCUUUCGUAGUUUAAACCUCAAUUGUUACAUACGCCAUCAUGUGUCGGCUCAACUCAAAUGUGUCAGAUAUUGAACCCUGUGACAAAAGGAACCCUUCUCAAAUGAUGACAAUUUUCGGGAACGCUUUAAUGUUACCAACUGCUGAUUUAACCCACAGCCAGCUUGCAAAGUUCACCUGUUGUUGUUUUUGUUUUUUUUAGGAUUGUAAACACAAGCAGGUUAGUCGAACUGGAGCAUUUCAACGAGUACAUUUGUCUUGCUUUUAAGGAGGGGGGGGGGGGAACACCACUUUUACAAGAUAUUUUGUUUCAGUUACAGAUUUUAUAGCUUUUGUGACAAAUAAAAGAGAAUUAUCUCUCACCUUUGAAGCACAGAACAAUAGGAACAUACUGUAGGCGAUAUUUUGACAAUAAUAGAAGCCGCACUGAAUGAUGUUUCAACUGUAAAGUCUGUCAGAUGGUUUCCAUGGAAGUGAACGUAGUCCAAAGGGAAGACAAGUUAGGAUUAGGAAAGGCCCAGUGAGUUUAGACGUUUUCAUUGAUUGGAUGAGAACUAGCUGUAGUGAUGGCAGACAUAAAACAGAACUGGAAUAUAUAUAUUUUUAAAAAAAAUGGCCCAUAAAUUGUAAUUCUUAAUGACAAAAUCAUAAGAUCCAGUACACUUGUUUUAGGAAUUGAAGCAUUGUUUUUUUUUUCUGCGUUGCUGAUAUGGAACUCCUUUCUGUUUCAUGACAUGUCAUGAAGGCUUCCCCUUUUUCAGUCAGAUAUGAAGAUUGACUCCCAUUGCUGUAUUUGACUAGAGAGAUACAUGUUGCUGCAGCAGAAGUACAUUACAGACUCCCGCUGAUUUUUUUGUGUGUUUUUUUUACUGUGUAUAGCGCCACUAGAGUAGCAGUAACUUUUUAUAAUCAAAUUUAAUAUAUUAUUAAUGUUAUUAUUUGUAUCAUUUACUUUAUUAUGAGUGAUCAUUAAAAUGUUUAUUUAUAACCAUGUGACAUUUCUGCAAACGUGCAUUUUGUUUAGUAAAGAAGAAGAACAAAAGAUGCGCAUUGGAGUAUUGUUGAUUUCUGUUUAUUGCCUUCAAAUGUGUCUGAUAUUCCAAACAAUAUGCAUUUUCAAUUUGAGACCAACGGUUUCCCACCAUAGUGGUCCCUUCUGAGCAUACACAGUCACCACCUUUUUAUGUUUCUUUCAGUCUAAACUGUGUAGUUGGAGGUUCACAUCUAUGCAGUCAUCCUGUAUAACAAUAAACUAUGGAUAAUACUGACAUAGCCCAACCAAUGUGACUCCUUAAGUGAUGUUUUGUCACUCACAUUGAGUACCUCAUCUAAUAUUUUAUACCAGGGGAAAAUACUUUACGAGGCAGCUGUUGCCUAUAUAUUUUUUGUGGUUUCUUAGUUUGUUUUCUUUAUUGUGUAUGUUUUUGUCUUUCCCCCAAUGUAAUGAAAUCCUUUGAUCCUGCUUUUCACCGAUACAAACUGAAACAAUAAUCUCAUAAAUGACGCUGAAAGUCAGCGCAAAAAAAUAACCUACUGUACUUAAGAAUCACACGGUAUAAAUUGAACAAUGUUGACAUAUUUUAACUGAAAUCCAAUGUUGUUUUUGUUCUAGGGUUUUUUUUUAUGUGUGUGUGCGUGUGUGUGUGUGUAUCCAUCCAUCCAUCCAUCCAUUUUGUGAGCCGCUUCUCCUCACGCGGGUCGCGGGCGUGCUGGAGCCUAUCCCAGCUGUCAUCGGGCAGGAGGCGGGGUCCACCCUGAACUGGUCGCCAGCCAAUCGCAGGGCACAUAGAAACAAACAACCAUUCGCACUCACAGUCACACCUACGGGCAAUUUAGAGUCGUUAAUUAACCUCGCGUGCAUGUUUUGGGGAUGUGGGAGGAAACGGGAGUGCCCGGAGAAAAGCCACGCAGGCACGGGGAGAACAUAUAUAUAUAUAUAUAUAACAUGUUCCUUCUCUUCAUAAAGGUUGGAAAUCACCUAAUUCUAAUCAGUCAGGUCAAACCAACAUUACAUGACAGAAAUAAUGGGUGCUAACUUACCCACACCGAAACUUUCGAGCAUGAUCCGACAGAACGGCGGCAUGUUUACGUCCAACCGUUCGUGCUAGCACUAGCUUGCUAAGCUACAUAACGUUUUUGUUCCCUGCUUGUGAGGCGUAUCUUAUUAAAAGUACGUGAACAUACCUCAAGCAAGCCUUGAACGAACGUCCUCUCCGGUCCCGAACACGUUUUCCCCCAUUUUGUCCCUAUAAUACAAAGUCGGCGCACUACACUCUUGUUGUCGUCGCCACGGUAACGAUGGUAUCCUGUCGCAUUUGAGCUGACAAGAUAAAGCCCCAUGAUCGUAAAAAAAAACGGGAUGCGUUGGUAUCAGAAUACAAGAUUUUAUUGCAAUAGUCUGACAGUGCAAUUCUGAAAAAGCAAAUUUGUCUUGUAGUCUGAUCCGGGCAUUACGUGUUGGCUGUCCCACACCGCCGACAUGUUUUUUUUAAAUAACUCCAUUGGCGGUCAGAUAUUUACAGUACUACAUCAAAAGACACGUGACAAGGCUAAAAAGAAACUAGCUUUUGGAUUCAAAUUUUCUGUGCACGCGGCGACGCGGAGCAAAUGUCUUUUGCGGAGCCGAUCAAUGACGUCAUUGAUCGGAUCGGCGAAUUAUAACAAAGCCGAUCAGCAUAAAAUAUCGGCCGAUACCGAUCAGCCCAAUAAAAUCGGUGUAAAGACUAAUAUAUAUAUAUACAUAUAUACAGUGGGUACGAAAGUAUUCAGAUCCCCUUAAAUGUUUCAUUCUGUGUUAUGUUGCAGCCAUUUGCUAAAAUCAGGAGGGGCUUCCGUCGGGCCACUCUGCCAUAGAGCAGGGCUGCAGUGAUACUUGAUUUUCUAGAACUUUCUCUCCAUCUCUGGAGCUCAGCCAGAGUGAUCUUUGGGUUCUUCUUGACCUCUCCCACCGAGGCUCUUCUCCCCCGAUUGCUCAGUUUGGCCGGAGGGCCAGCUCUAGGAAGGGUUCCGGUCGUCCCAAACGUCUUCCAUUUCAGGAUUAUGGAGGCCACUGUGCUCUUAGGAAAUUUUUUUUGUAACCUUGGCCAGAUCUAUGCCUUGCCACAAUUCCGUCUCUGAGCUCUUCAGGCAGUUCCUUUGACCUCAUGAUUCUCAUUUUCGCUGACAUGCACUGUGAGCUCUAAGGUCUUAUAUAGACAGGUUUACGGAUUUCCUAAUCAAGUUCUCAAAGGAAAACUAAAUUUCAUGAACUUUUGGCACUUUAACCUUAUGUAGGAAACAUUGAGCAUAACAUAGGGGACAAGUUACAAAGUAGUAAAAACAUUUGCAAAGUCAAGUUGGCUGGAGAUAGACUCUGAACAGGUUCUGAUUUUGGUGUGCGUGUCCUUGAACAGACAGAUUCAGUGCAGUGAUAGCAAGAAGAAAGUAAUUGUGUCUGAAUACAACCUUGGGAAAAAAAAGAUUUGGACUCCACUAAGGUGAAGGGUCCAAAUUAAAACUGCCCUUAUCGCCCUCACACACAGCCAAUUAUUUCAUUUCAUCCACAACAUCAGUAUUCAACAGAGAAGCUAGCAAAUGGGCAUCUUCCAAUAAAUAGUUUCACUUCAUCCUUUGGAAAAGUUGAAUCAUAGAUUCAUUAUAACUUGCUCGCUGCAAUAUUUUGGGGUGUUUUUCUCUAUUUGAAGGACCAAGAGAGGCGAUAGUGAUGUUUCAGGUCAAAUCGAGGGACAUUUCCAUCCACAAUGUUGUGUACAGGUUUUAUAAAUCACUGUAGAACAGUUCCACGGUACCUUUUAUAGAAAUGUUAUUUCAAUG